GCGACCGCCACAUUUGAGACCUUUGUCAAGUUUCCUUCAGUAGUGUGGAGGGCUGUGUUGUUGUGGUGGCUUUUGAUUCGACUAAGAAACUACAAAUCCUUCUAGCGGUUGAAUCUUUGGAGCUAAGGAUAAAGUUGAGUUGAAAUUCAUUGUUAAAUUAUUCAUAUUAGCCAGGUAACUGUAAGGUUAUAAAGUUGAACCAGGGCGAUUCAUAAGGCAGUAAACGAAAUAGAACGAAAGAUCUUUUUGGAGCUCUUACUGUUAAAUCGUGUUUUACAAAUUAUAGGUCCCAAAAAAGAAGGCUGCUCCAUUUACAUAGUUAUUAAGUCAUCACCACAUAUCGGAGCUGGAAAACACAGUCCUGUACAUUUGUGUACUGUGGAUACAGCAUACAUGAAUAAUGAUUUUUUCGAUUAAUAUCAACACAGCAUCUGCCAGCCAAUGAGAUGUGACCAAUGCGUUUGUGAUUUCAAAGAAAGUCAUACGAUGCAAGAAAUGGAGUAAUUACAGCUAUUAAAAGUGACCUUGUUACAUUUUAUGCAAUGCACUGCUCAUGCGAUUGUAUUAAAGCAUGAUCUGUGAGCAAACUUCAGUUGGGAGUUUGCAUUUUAUUUGAAUAGAUCAUGGGCCGUAGAACCAUGAAUUCUUGUCCUUGCUUGUUGUCUUAUUUGUUGUUCAUCUUACAAAUGAUACUUUGUAAUGUGUGAACCCAAUGCUACAGAGGUUAACCUUCUGACCCCCUGAUCCCAAGAGUUUUGUUCACAUCCAUAGUCGUUUCAAACCCAGUCAUUUUGUUCCCAAGUGCAGUCAAUUUGUACCCAAGUUUGAGUUGGUUCGUACCUGAUUCCUACUUAGACUGCAUAUGGAUUCACAGGUGGUUGACUAGGAUCCUCUAACAAAAGUUAUUCGAAGCAGGUAUAUUGCUAUUCACAGUAAGAAACCAACCUUCACUUUAAACAUACUUAACAUGGAUAAACAUAUAAUUUUAGUUUGGGUAUGAAAUGACCAAGCUGGGUACCAAAUGACUUAACAAGGUACGAAACAACUGGGUAUGAAACCACUAUGGGUACAAAACAAUUGGUAAAUCCACCAAAUAUGAUGAAUGAAAGGCUGGCAAUUGUGUGUAAAAAUGAACAUAAUAGGGCAAAGAAGAUGGUUGGUUAGUCUUAUGUUGAGAUAUACUUGAACUGUAAUUAGAGAUUGAUUAUAUUUUCUUAAGAAUUGAGGGAUCAAUCCUUGCCUCUCUUUUAGAACGUGUCUAUAAAACCUACAUACAGGCUGUACCUUUUGCUUUUUUUUUUUUACACAGUUAGCUAUACUGAACUCAGAGGUCACCAACACAGGUUGAAUAUGAUUAUUUCCUCUUGAAGUCAUUAACAGAAUGACUACAAAAUACAUUGUACCGCACCAGAGGUGUUGUCUUCGAUAGCAGUUGUUGGUCACAAUGGAAGAGGAGAAAACAACGAAACGUUCUCCAAGAAAAGCUAAGAGAAAACAGUUUUUUGACAGUGGUGCUGUGUCUAAUAUAAAAGGAGAGAAAUUUAGAGCAUGCGAGAAAGCUGGCUGCCCAGCCUCGAGACCAACUUGCUGUGCAAGAUUUGAUGAAACCUGUGCUGGAUGUGGCUAUACUUCAAGAUGGUACCACAUGUCGGAUGGGGAGCAUUUCUGUAAUGCCUGUUUUGAUUACAUGUAUCGUAGAAUGCAACACAGUGUCCCUGGCCAGGGAUUGUACCUGGACCACUUUCUCAGGAGUUGCGGCGGCCUCGUCGUUAGUGUGCUUGACUCCAGAUCAAGUGGUCCGGGUUCGCGUGAACAGGGAAAAAAGAAAGCAGUGAGCCCAUGCAGUAUUCCAAAAGAUGAGAGAAUAUCAGCUGUGAACAGUGCAGAGUGGCUGGAUAGCUUGACAGAACCUCCUCUGCUUCAAAACUGCCCUGCAGCUCAAUUCCUUGGGUCCUAUUUUCCGGAUGGUGUUGGCCUGAGCCCCACGUCAAACAACUGGAGGUGCAAAGUGGAAGAUUCUGCAGGAUAUGUUCAACUGUUUUAUCAUCCAGAGAAUACACACACAGCAUACACUAUCCGCCCAGAUGUCAUGGAACCUGAAGAACAAGAAACCUUCCCUGAAUAUGUUAGACAACCAAUGCUGUAUCUUGCUUUACGAAAUGUCAUUUUAUCUCUGUGGAUGCUGAACCACAAAGAGUUUCUAACACCAGAAAAGUGUGCACAGUAUAUCAUUGUGAGAGGCCUGGUCAGAGUAUUGAUGGUUACAGAGGCUAAACGUGUCCUGUUUUUUCUGACAAAGAAAGGAUUUGUCAAUCAUGGUAUUUUAGGAAAAGUGCCUAAAGUUCUCAGCACACCAAAGGCUGCAAGGCUUUCUGUCAUUGUAAUUGGUGCUGGAGCAGCAGGUUUGGCUGCGGCAAGACAUCUCACUACUUUUGGUGUUAAGGUGACAGUUGUUGAGAGUCGAAACAGGAUAGGAGGGCGUGUGUGGGAUGACACACAUUCUUUAGGAUGCUGUGUUGGUACAGGAGCACAAAUACUGAAUGGCUGUGUGAAUAAUCCAAUAUCAGUGUUGUGUGAGCAGGUGGGUCUUCCCAUGCACCACAUUACCAGCAACUGUGAUCUUCUUACAGAGGAAGGCCAGUGUGUAGAUGCGAGCACAGAUAGUAAAGUUGAAUUUCACUUCAAUGCCCUCUUAGAUGCUAUUGCUGAACACAGGGAAGAUGCAGCAGAGGAUCAAUCUUUAGAAGACACGGUACAGGAGAUGCACAGGUUGUUCUUGGAAGAGACCCAAGUAUCGUUUAGUGAAGUAAGAGCUCAAACCUUAAUCCUCCUCUCAAGCUAUAGUAAAGUUGAAUUUCACUUCAAUGCCCUCUUAGAUGCUAUUGCUGAACACAGGGAAGAUGCAGCAGAGGAUCAAUCUUUAGAAGACACGGUACAGGAGAUGCACAGGUUGUUCUUGGAAGAGACCCAAGUAUCGUUUAGUGAACUUGAAGACAAGCUGCUGCAAUUUCACUUGGGAAAUCUUGAGUUCAGCUGUGCUGCUCCACUCAGUAAAGUUUCAUCCAUGUCCUGGGAUCAAAAUGAAGAGCUUCCUCAGUUUUGUGGUGAUCACACUCUUCUUCAACAUGGCUUUGGUGUUCUCUUGAACAAACUUGCUGAGAAUUUGGACACCAAGCUCCAGUAUGAAGUAAAGGAAAUUAAUUACGAAAACAAAAAUGUAAUGGUUACAAGUUCUGAUGGGAGGCAAAUGACAGCAGACAAGGUGAUUGUUACUGUUCCACUGUUCUUGUUGAAGUCAGAAAAACUGAAAUUCAUUCCUGCACUCCCACUGAGGAAGCAAGCUGCCAUAUCAAAUCUUGGAGCUGGUCUUAUAGAAAAGGUCAUUUUAAAAUUCAAAUACAAAUUCUGGGAGAAAGUUGUCCAAGAAGCAGAUUUUUUUGGGCAUGUUCCCCAAUCACAUGAAGGGCGUGGUCACUGUGGCCUCUUUUAUAACCUAAGUAAAAAGGGAAAUGAAAAAAGCAAAAAGACAAGCUAUGUUCUAAUGACUGUGUUAUGUGGAGAGACAGCCUUACAAGCACAAACAAUGACCGACAAGGAGGUUGUGGAUUCAUGCAUGAACACACUUCGCAAGCUUUUUGCAUACAAGAUUCCAGAGCCUGAAGCUUAUUUGGUAACACACUGGGGGAAGGAUCCUUUCUCAGGCAUGGCUUACUCAUACAUUCCUAUUGGCAGCAGUGGAGAGGAGUAUGAUCAUAUGGCUUCUGAGGUUGAUAACAAGCUAUAUUUUGCAGGAGAGGCAACAAAUCGACAAUUUCCACAGACAGUUACUGGAGCCUACUUGAGUGGAAUCAGAGAAGCAGAAAAGAUUAUAUCAUAUUUGGAAACUGGCACGUGACAUCAGACAAAGAGGUAUCACCAGUUCAACAAUACAUCGUUCUGUGUAGACUGAGCAGAAACAGACGCCCAUGAUAAUGGAAGUAAAUCUCUCAUUAUAGAAAAUAUUAUUUGCAGAUGAUUAACUGCCUUAAAAGCUUCCCUUCUCCUCUUUUAAAUCAAACUAUUAACCUCUUCUCCUUUACCUUUCGUUACAAAUUUGUAAGAGAACAUGGCACUUAAUCAAGACUUUCUCUGGCUGUUAAUUGUUUCAGUAAUUACCACCUGUUUGCCAUAUACAUGUAGAUAUUGAAAGGAGGUAGUUGCAAAUCAAGGACCUCACAGUGAAAGGGUUAAUUUGUGUUGUUGAAGGAGAACUGUAAUAACUAUUAUUAUUGAGAAGAUAAACUUUUGAUUCAGAAUUAAAUGUGGUAGAAUAAAUUAGUUAAUGACAUGGCACUAAUUUGUUCUGCUAUUGGGGUACAAAAAUGUACUUCUAUGUUUUGUCCCAUGUUAUGGCAGUGCUUCUUUAAUUGUUGACAAAGGCAAUUGCAAAUGCCUUCUUUGCAAGACAUGUGAUAAGUAUAACAGACAGACAACAUGUUUACAUCCUUGAUGCUUCCCAGUUGAGAUCAUACAUACAAUUCAGGUGGGCAACAAAAUAAAAUUGUGCAUGUGCACGAGUGCACAGUUUAAACCUUACAGUGAUCUGAAUUGGCUGGCAAAAGGCUGUAAACAGGUUAGCCAAAUAAAUUGACUUGAACUGCAUCAAGAUAUCAGUAUAUCCUCUUUGUUCAAGUUUCAUCACAUCAUUCAUUUGAUAGACAAUUUGUUUAGUUCAAGUUAUUAGUUAAUAUUCAUCACCCCCACCCCCUCACCCAUCUAACCGAAAAAUGAAAACAAACCCAUCAAAAUCCAAAUUUGCUUUAAUUGCACUUAAAAGUUUUUGAAGACUCAACAUUGAUUACAUCAAACAUUGAUUGUGUAGUCAAUGACUUUGUGAGAUGUUUCAUGGCUUUUAUGCAGCUUUAACCCUUCAACUUCCACAAGUGAUUAACCUGUAACUUCUCCCUAUAAUAUCCAUACAUUAUCCAGCAAACAGGUAAUGAGAAUACUCAGACUUAUCAGGUAGAAGCUGUUACAUUGAUUGAACUCCAAUUUCUCACAACCAAUUUACAAGGAAAUGUGUAGCUGCUAGAGGGGAGAAUUAACAGUCAGAUCUCAGGAGUUUAAGAGUUAAUGAAAGUUAUAAAUGAGAAUUUGACCUUAUUUUGGAUGUUAUAGCAAUUAUCUUAAGUUUGCUAGUGGUAUUAUGACUAAUAUUAUUUAAUUGUAUUAAUGCAUUAUUUAUGACAAUGAAUAAAAAUAUUCCUUCAAAAUAA
Stylophora pistillata is the source of this 5255-nucleotide messenger RNA. RefSeq names its product lysine-specific histone demethylase 2. The record is from RefSeq and is a predicted model, not a curated record. Gene Ontology annotation, molecular function: oxidoreductase activity; protein binding; zinc ion binding. NCBI's taxonomy places the organism in Eukaryota, Metazoa, Cnidaria, Anthozoa, Scleractinia, Pocilloporidae.